UAAUUAUAAAAAACAUAUAUAGACUGUAAUUGCGUAUUAUGCACAUAUUUAUCAUUAAUAAUAACUUGAAUUAAUUUUGUUACCAUGUAAUUGUUUUAAAAAUUAAAUAACAAUAAUUUUUUUUAUUCGCCCUGUAUCAAAAACUAAUUUUUUAGUAUGAAUUUUAUGCAAUUUCAUCGAAAUAAUUUUCAUCAUAUUUUGUUGAAGGCGAAAAAUAAUUUAAUAAACAUUAGAAAUGCUACAUAUAUAAGAUUGGCAGAAGUAGGAAAAUUAGAAACUCCAAAAUUGCAAGGGAAAUAUGAAACUGGGCAAUUAAUAUUGCACCGAGUAUUUGGAUAUCGUGGAGUUAUUUUGUUUCCAUGGCUUGCCCGAGUUUAUGAUCGAGAUUUACCUAGUAAAAAGAAUGGAACUGAGGAAACAAAUCCAAAUAGUGUAGGUAAAGAAGUAAAAGGAAAAACCCAUACAUUUUACCAAGUUCUAAUCGAUCAACGCGAUUGUCCCUUUAUUAGAGCGCAAACUGAAGCCGUAACAUUUUUAGGAAAUAAUGAAAGUAGUCGAAGCUUAUACGCGAUCCCCGGGCUUGACUAUGUUGCACAUGAAGAUAUUUUACCUUAUUCAACAAACGACAAAACAGCUUUACAGCAUGAACUUUUUGAUAAAUUUUUAACAUUUAAUCCUGACAAUGAUCCGCCUUUUAUUGCACAAGAAACACUUCGAGCUUGGCAAGAAAAAAAUCAUCCAUGGCUUGAGUUAUCAGAUGUUCACAAAGAAAUGACUGAAAAUAUUCGUGUGACUGUUAUUCCGUUUUAUAUGGGUUGCAGAGAAACACAAACUACUUCCGUUUAUUGGUGGCGUUACUGCAUUAGACUUGAAAAUUUAGGUGAUCUUAGUGUACAAUUACGAGAACGUCAUUGGAGAAUAUUUAGUUUAUCUGGCACAUUGGAAACAGUAAGGGGUCGUGGAGUUGUUGGACAAGAACCAGUAUUGUCAAAAACAUUACCCGCUUUUCAAUAUAGUAGCCAUGUCAGUUUACAAGCACCUAGCGGCCAUAUGUGGGGAACAUUCAGAAUGGAAAGAGAAGACGGAUAUACUUUUGACUGUAGAAUACCACCAUUUUCACUGGAGUCUAAAGUCGAUGAAUCAUCGCCUAACGCCGAAUUAUGAGAUUCGGGUUACCAUUAAACGGGUUUCAGUUCAUUGAUAAUUAUUACUUCUACAAAUUAAACUGAGGAAAAAAUAUUGUAAAAGUAUAUGCAUUAAAUCGUAUGUUCGUCCUAUUUUCAUGAGAAUGAGUGUAUUUGAAAUGUCCGUCAUAUUUUUUCUGAAUAAUAUUUUCACCAACUAUAGUAAUGUGAUAAGUUUGCAUCAAAAUACAAAAGAAUCUAGUAAGUGUUCUUUUAAAUACUUUGAGUAAAUUUAUUAGAUAAAAUACAAAAGUUGAGUAUUAAUAACUAAUAGUUAUCUUGUAAUAAUGCGUAGACGAAACAAAGUGAGAACAACAUGAAAUUUAGAAAAAAAUAUAUGCUUUAAUGUAAACAAAGAUGGUGUAAAAACAGCCUUUUACAGUUAAAUGUUAGAAAGAACAGAAAAUAUAUAUUUUUUUAAUUUUAAGUUGCACCCUUCUCUUUGAAAUGGAAUCGCUAACAUUUUAUAAAAUAUGCAUUGAAAUCAUGUAAGAAGGAGUUAGGUAUUUAAAUAACUUGUCCAAAUGUGUUGAUUCUUUAAACUCUGAGAUCCAUGCUUUAGACCUAUAAAUAUGGAACUAUGCCUAUGUUAAUUAUAUGUGUAAUUGUUGUAUGUUAUUUUAUUAAAUUUGUAUAUAGAUUUCGUACUUUUCCAUUAAGCAUGCUAGAGUUAUUCUCUAAAUAAAAUCCUCUGAAUAAAAAUACAUGAUUCAAUUGAAGUUAAUUAAUGAAUUAUCUUAUUUAAUUAAUUAAAUAAAAAUCGAAAAAAGAGACCUGAUUCUUUAUUAGUUAUUUUCAAAUUUACAUCUUGGUAUUAAUAUUGGUUACCCAUCAACUUUACGGUACUUAUACGUCGGCCAUAGGACAUGGCUACCUACUAAAUUCGAUCAUAAAAUUAGUGGGACUAUUGUCCUUGAUUCGAAAUGAAUUGAUUUUCUGUAUCUUAAUCUCUGUAAAUAAUAUAGUACAUUCGUACAUAAAAAUGUAUGUCAAUAAACAAUUUAAGAAACA
Microplitis mediator is the source of this 2195-nucleotide messenger RNA. It is a transcript of the gene POLDIP2, whose product is annotated as polymerase delta-interacting protein 2. The record is from RefSeq and is a predicted model, not a curated record. Gene Ontology annotation, molecular function: DNA binding. Gene Ontology annotation, cellular component: mitochondrial nucleoid; nucleus. The transcript has 6 exons. NCBI's taxonomy places the organism in Eukaryota, Metazoa, Arthropoda, Insecta, Hymenoptera, Braconidae. The coding region runs from base 157 to 1164 and encodes 335 amino acids. Gene Ontology annotation, biological process: error-free translesion synthesis.